CCCCCAAAAGCUUCCGCCAUUCGAAGACGAGAAGCUUUGCUCUUUUUCCACUACACUUUCGUCUAGGGCUGCUUCCGACGAGCGAUUUGAGUUCCAAUGGCCUCGGUUGCAUUCCGAAACUCGACCUCCAAGCGCCUCCUUGCGCACUCAUCUCCGUUAUCAUGGUGUUGCAGAGGAUCCGCUUCCUCCCAUUCUUCCAUCUCCGAUUUGCUUUCCCGAAACGAUGGAGCAUCCAGUCCCAUUCCUUGGUGGAGAUCCAUGGCUACUUUCACUCGCACAAAGCCUCAUGUGAAUGUGGGGACAAUUGGACAUGUUGACCAUGGAAAGACUACACUGACUGCAGCUAUUACGAAGGUAUUGGCUGAUGAAGGGAAAGCUAAGGCUGUUGCAUUUGAUGAAAUUGAUAAAGCCCCAGAAGAGAAGAAGAGAGGAAUUACUAUUGCAACGGCUCACGUAGAAUACGAGACUGCCAAGAGACAUUAUGCACACGUAGAUUGCCCAGGACAUGCAGAUUAUGUCAAAAACAUGAUUACUGGAGCUGCUCAAAUGGAUGGUGGUAUCCUCGUUGUCUCUGGCCCUGAUGGGGCCAUGCCUCAGACUAAGGAGCAUAUUCUACUAGCACGGCAGGUUGGUGUUCCAUCACUUGUGUGCUUUUUGAACAAAGUUGAUGCUGUUGAUGAUCCUGAACUGUUGGACCUUGUGGAAAUGGAACUUCGCGAACUUCUCAGCUUCUACAAGUUCCCUGGCGAUGACAUUCCAAUCAUCAGGGGUUCAGCUUUAUCUGCAUUGCAGGGUACGAAUGAAGAAAUUGGUAAAAAAGCCAUUCUAAAGUUAAUGGAAGCUGUUGAUGAAUACAUUCCUGAUCCUGUUCGACAGCUUGACAAACCUUUCCUGAUGCCAAUUGAAGAUGUUUUCUCUAUUCAGGGUCGUGGAACUGUAGCUACUGGUCGUGUUGAGCAGGGAACUAUUAAAGUUGGUGAAGAAGUUGAAGUUCUAGGGUUGACUCAGGGGCCUCCUAUGAAAACUACUGUAACUGGUGUUGAGAUGUUCAAGAAAAUCUUGGAUCAAGGACAAGCUGGUGAUAAUGUGGGUCUCCUUCUCCGUGGUCUAAAAAGAGAAGACAUUCAACGUGGACAGGUUAUUGCAAAGCCUGGAAGUCUGAAAACUUAUAAGAAAUUUGAGGCCGAAAUAUAUGUUCUCACAAAAGAGGAAGGUGGCCGACAUACUGCUUUUAUGUCCAACUAUAGACCUCAAUUUUACAUGAGAACAGCAGAUAUCACUGGAAAGGUUGAAUUACCUGAAAAUGUUAAGAUGGUUAUGCCUGGUGACAACGUGACUGCAGCUUUUGAGUUGAUUUUACCCGUUCCCCUUGAAGCAGGACAAAGAUUUGCCCUGAGGGAGGGUGGUAGAACGGUUGGUGCUGGAGUAGUUUCGAAAGUUAUUAGCUGAGGAGGAGGCACUGCAGCCCAUGCACGUGAAAGCUCUUUCAAUACUCAUUACAAAGGUGUGGUCAAACAAUUUUUGAAGAUCCUUGACAAAGUGAUGCUAUAUUCGACAUUAUUUACAGAGUCGGUGUUGAUGAUUUAUUUGUUUUAGGCACUUGAGAGAUUAUUAGAAUGUUGUGUAAUUUGCAUAAAUUAAGGAAGUUCCAUUUUAUUGUUCUCAUAGCCCCGCCAAGAUGAUCUUGGUCCUCAUCUCUUCUUUCCGUUUUCAAGUUGGAUCACUAAUAAUUUUAGAGUACAUAAAUGAUGAUGGCAUGGUCAAUGCACGUUCAACUUAA
This is a messenger RNA of Cucurbita maxima (winter squash), 1780 nucleotides long. RefSeq names its product elongation factor Tu, mitochondrial. NCBI's taxonomy places the organism in Eukaryota, Viridiplantae, Streptophyta, Magnoliopsida, Cucurbitales, Cucurbitaceae. Gene Ontology annotation, molecular function: translation elongation factor activity; GTP binding; GTPase activity. The coding region runs from base 97 to 1449 and encodes 450 amino acids. Gene Ontology annotation, biological process: mitochondrial translational elongation. The record is from RefSeq and is a predicted model, not a curated record. The transcript has 12 exons. Gene Ontology annotation, cellular component: mitochondrion.